This is a messenger RNA of Neoarthrinium moseri, 1602 nucleotides long. RefSeq lists its product as uncharacterized. The transcript is spliced from 3 exons. Gene Ontology annotation, cellular component: Nem1-Spo7 phosphatase complex. Gene Ontology annotation, biological process: nuclear envelope organization. Gene Ontology annotation, molecular function: phosphoprotein phosphatase activity; protein phosphatase regulator activity. Bases 1 to 1602 code for a protein of 533 amino acids. The record is from RefSeq and is a predicted model, not a curated record. NCBI's taxonomy places the organism in Eukaryota, Fungi, Ascomycota, Sordariomycetes, Amphisphaeriales, Apiosporaceae.
AUGCAUACAGAGGCACUAUGCUGCAUAUGCAUUGAUUCGCUUUUGCAUUGCGACGAUUUUGUUUCACCCGGGCCCUUGAUCCGCUGUGAGAGUCCCUAUAGCACAGCAGACACUGCACACCCAUCAUACGACGCCCGCGAUAAUCCCAAUCCGCACCCCGCGACGGCGCUCAGGCAGCAGCGAUUCCUCGCUUCGUCCCUGGCCUGUACAGCGGGUCGCAUCGCACAGCGAAAACCAGAGGAGCCUGGGGAAACGUCGUCGACGACCACCUCCAAGCCGUCCGUCACAGCCAUGUCGGAAUCCGUCGACUCGAUCGUCAAGGGCGCCCCGGCGCCCAACAUGGAGGCCAAGUCGCCGCCCGUGGGUACGAGCCCGCUCGGAGCCGUCAAGCCCGGCGACCCGUUGAACCACACCCCCAGCUCGCCAUCCAUGAUCUACCUCAACAUGCUGAUCCUCGAGGCGUCGUUGCGCGCCCAGUUCCUGACCCUCCGAGCGCGCCGGCGCAAGCACACGUUCUUCCUCAGCUUGCUCAGUGUGUGGAAUGCCGGCUUCGCCUACGCCCUGUUCUUCGCGCCCCGGGAGGACGGUGUCGGAGUGGGAGGCUCGGUGUACUGGAUGGUAGACAUGGCAGAGAAGGUGUGCUUCAUGGCCGGUAUUCUCACCGCAUUGCUAGUGUGGGCCACCGGGAUAUGGGAGCGAGGCAUACGGUGGCCGCGGCGGUGGUUCGGCAUAUCGAACCGCGGCCUGAGAGGAUUCAACUGCAAGCUUGUCAUCAUUAAGAGAUCAUGGUGGGUUGAGCUCGUCUCGACUAUUGGCUUCUUCUUUACGUAUGGGGCGUUCUCCAAUACUUCAGGCCAAUACCGCUUUGUCGAGCCGUCAAUCCUGCGUGAGGUUGACAAGGAGCUGAACUUGUCGCACCAAGAUCACCCCCAGUUGCCAUUUGUGAGCACCGACGAGGAGAAGGGGGGCCACGAAGAGGAUAUCGCACCCGGCGGAGACUAUGUCAAGCUACUUCUGCUGCCCAAACCAUUCUCGCCCAACUUCCGUGAGAACUGGGAGCUGUAUCGGACCGAAUACUGGGACCGAGAGAAUGAGCGCAGGGCGCUACUACGGACGAAACUAAAGCAACGGGACAGAGAGGCUGCCAAGCAGCAGAGCACGUGGCUAUGGUGGCUGCCCGGCCGGAAGAAGGUGGAGGAGAAACUGCACCCAGCACACCAUGAGAGCGAGAAGACACUGCAUCAGCGACAGUCGAGUAUUUUGAAGGAACACAAGCGCGUUCGAAGCGGUAGCAACGCCCGCCGAAGUAGUAUAUCGGCAGGCUCGUCUCGCAGCCCUACGCCUCCGACCGAGCUCGAGGAGGGCGGACCGGUUGCUAGGAGAGGCAGCAACGCAUCCACCUCGUCGGCGAAACGGGGCAAGAAGCACUUGUCGUCCGGCUCGAGAUCGAAGCGGCCCGGCGUCGAGUCGCGAUCCGUGACUCCGGAUUUCCCCUCGCCGCUCGCCAAGGAAACCAGUGCCACUCCGGACGCUGGGUCCGAGGGAAGCGGCCGGACGCUGAGGAAGAAACCCUCGAAAUCAAGCAUUUCACAGCAAGAGUAG